Molecule: messenger RNA, 2218 nt
Organism: Cynoglossus semilaevis (tongue sole)
Lineage: Eukaryota; Metazoa; Chordata; Actinopteri; Pleuronectiformes; Cynoglossidae
Gene: prps1b
Product: phosphoribosyl pyrophosphate synthetase 1B
Exons: 7
Coding region: 287-1249 (320 amino acids)
Biological process (GO): purine nucleotide biosynthetic process; ribonucleoside monophosphate biosynthetic process; 5-phosphoribose 1-diphosphate biosynthetic process
Cellular component (GO): ribose phosphate diphosphokinase complex; cytoplasm
Molecular function (GO): ribose phosphate diphosphokinase activity; magnesium ion binding; ATP binding
Source: RefSeq, a predicted model, not a curated record
UUGUUUGAAAACCAGAUAUAGCCAUCUUUUUUGACAACAAGCCGCGUGAACGUGCGGCGUACAUGCGGAAUGACGCAGGACGUAAGCGAAAGCGUGCGCGCCGCUCGGGGAUGGAGAGCUGCACGCGUGCUGCGUGUGUCAUAAUGGUGGAUAGGUAGAGAACGCACUGUAGCUCCGUCUGCGAAGCUCAUCAACGGUUGCCCUUUUCUCCGCUCUUGUCGUGGACUCUUUGGCCUCGGACGUGACAGCUGUUCGCCCUCGCUGCGACGCCCUGGACCGCCACAGAAUGCCGAACAUUAAAAUAUUUAGCGGGAGCUCACAUCCGGACCUGUCUCAGAAAAUAGCAGAUCGCCUGGGUCUGGAACUGGGGAAGGUUGUGACCAAGAAAUUCAGUAACCAGGAGACGUGUGUGGAGAUAGGAGAAAGUGUCCGAGGAGAAGAUGUCUACAUAGUGCAGAGUGGCUGUGGAGAAAUUAACGACAAUCUAAUGGAGCUGUUAAUAAUGAUCAACGCCUGCAAGAUCGCCUCGGCCUCCAGAGUCACUGCUGUCAUCCCCUGCUUCCCGUACGCACGGCAGGACAAGAAGGACAAGGUGGGGAGCCGUGCCCCCAUCUCGGCCAAGUUGGUGGCCAACAUGUUGUCGGUGUCGGGUGCUGACCACAUCAUCACCAUGGAUUUACAUGCAUCCCAGAUACAGGGAUUUUUUGAUAUUCCUGUAGAUAACCUGUAUGCAGAGCCAGCCGUGCUGAAGUGGAUCAAAGAGAACAUCCCUGAGUGGAAGAACUGUACCAUUGUCUCACCUGACGCAGGAGGAGCCAAGAGGGUCACCUCAAUAGCUGACCGGCUGAAUGUCGACUUUGCUCUUAUUCACAAGGAGAGGAAAAAGGCCAACGAGGUAGACCGCAUGGUUCUGGUCGGAGAUGUGAAAGAUCGCGUCGCCAUUCUGGUGGACGACAUGGCCGACACGUGUGGUACCGUCUGCCAUGCCGCUGACAAACUCAUUUCUGCAGGUGCCACUAAGGUGUAUGCCAUCCUGACACAUGGCAUCUUCUCUGGCCCAGCUAUCUCACGCAUCAACAACGCCUGCUUUGAAGCAGUGGUGGUCACCAAUACCAUCCCUCAGGAGGAGAAGAUGAAACACUGUCCUAAAAUACAGGUGAUUGACAUCUCCAUGAUCCUCGCAGAGGCCAUCCGUAGAACUCACAACGGCGAGUCCGUCUCGUACCUGUUCAGCCACGUGCCCUUGUAACAAAUGGAGUUUGCCAUCAACCCGUGUGCUGUUACACCAAAUAAAAAGGGAGUCCCCCCCCACCCCACCCUCUCCCCCUUCAAACACACAAACCCAACCCAACCUUUAGAUGAGUUGUCUAUUUAACUAAUCAUGAAGAAAAGAGUCAACUUAGAUGUCUGUUACUAACGCUGAUCUCACUGACUCCAGUUCCUUGAGCAGUGUUGCCGUCGUGUCUGGGGCAUUACUGAAAUACCAGGCGACAAUAUUUAUUGUACAUGGUUAAAUAAGAGUUAUUUUGUUUGUUUUCUCAUAACCUAUAGAGUUCCUUCUUGGUCAGUUCAGCUCUGCAUAAUCCUUUUCAGUUAAAUAGCUUUUAAUCAUAUCACAGUGGUCAAGAGAAUGAUCUGGCAAAUGAGGCUGUUACAGUGCUUCUAUUUUUGUGUUACUAUGAUCAAGUAAAGAUUUUCUUUCUUUUUUUUUUUAACGUUAAGUGUUUCCUCAUGUUGAAAGAUUGUACUGUAAUGAAUGUAUAUGGAUCUAGUUUACAUUGCCCCUAAAGCUCAGCUCAACCAAGAGCGCUCCCAACAGUCUGAAAUGGAAAUCACAUUUUCAACCUCCCAGUCUGUUACCAUGUCUGUUGACUGUACAAGAUGUGUUGGGAUGUUUCGUCUUGCUGUUGAGGUGCCUUUAUUGAGUGGGAAUUCUCCAGUGUCCAGAGUUUAUCCUUUAAGGUACUUUCUAUUGGGAACGUGUCAUGUUUUUAGCUUAAAGUCUGUGCAGGCUGGAGCUUCCUUCAGAGGUCAUCAGCUGCAUUUCUUCUUGGUUUUUUGUUGUUGUUUGUUUGUUUGUUUGUUUUUGCUUUGGUUUUUUUUGUCGGGAUUUGUGGUUAAUGUGCAUAUUCAAACCCUUUGUCUUUCUUUUUGCGGUAGGAUAAAUGCGCCAGUUAUUCAGGCUGUUCUUAAUAAAAGAUAUGCAUAAAAUCUUAAA